AUGUCCAGCGAGUCACUUGAACAAAGCAGCGAUGAUGUAUAUCUUAUAAAUAGAGAUCAAAAAUACGCAAAAUCCAAUCCCACCCCACUAGACAACUUGCUAUCGCUUUACGGCUUAGAACCCAUAACCAAGUCGGUGGCAAGAGUGAAUCCAGAUGGUUCAAAGGGAGUUAAAGUGAGAAAAUCUUAUAAGAAUCAUAUACAGGACCUUCCAGGAAAGCACCAGAUACCUAAUAGUAAACCUAUCCCUAUGGCAAUCCUAGACCCCAACUUGAGUCAAACACCAAGCAUAAUAAAGCAAUUAGAUCCUAAAUUACUUGACCAAGCAUUGAAAUUUGAAAAAACUUCACUCAAUGGGAUUCCAGGGUUCAAUACUGCAGACUUGGCUAUAAAUGACCAACAGGUGUUGAUGAGAGGUGACGAUAUGUCAGAAACGGAUGAAUAUGGUAACAAGAAAAAUAAACGUAAGAAGAAGGUGCAAGCAAACGGUAGCGGAGUUAAGAGACAACAUAUAUGA
Messenger RNA from Dujonia railenensis, 516 nucleotides. Lineage: Eukaryota; Fungi; Ascomycota; Pichiomycetes; Serinales; Debaryomycetaceae. The record is from the annotation of a GenBank genome assembly.